Molecule: messenger RNA, 843 nt
Organism: Caenorhabditis remanei
Lineage: Eukaryota; Metazoa; Nematoda; Chromadorea; Rhabditida; Rhabditidae
Exons: 4
Coding region: 1-843 (280 amino acids)
Biological process (GO): ribosome biogenesis; mRNA catabolic process
Cellular component (GO): nucleus; cytosol
Molecular function (GO): RNA binding; nuclease activity
Source: RefSeq, a predicted model, not a curated record
AUGAGGAUUCACCCGCAACUUGGGCUCCAGCAUAAAGUCCAAUUGGAGGUGGAGAGCACCGAUAAAAACGGAAACUUUGUUGGUUACCUGUUUGUGUCUCCAGAUGGAAACAUCUCCAGAGCAAUCAACAUGAGGGAGGCUCUCGUUGAGGCUGAACUUGUUUCCCUUCACUUCACCGCUGAGCAUUCCGGACACUAUAAUGCUCUGUUGGCUGCUGGGAACAGAGCAAAGAAUGCGAAAAAGAACAUCUGGACGAACAACACCGAAGAGCAACAACAGGAGGAGACAUGUGAGGAUACGAUCCUCCAAACGCACUAUCCGUCAACCAUCGAUUUCGCGAUUCCUCGCUUCCUGGGACCAGAUAAGGAGAACGUCGACGCGGUGCUUGACGCUCCGAUGUUCUCUGCUUCCUGUGUCGAAAUCGAAACACUGAAUGAUACGAAAAAAAGCCGUCCAGGCACUUCAUUCGUAUACGCUCUGAAGAAUUUGAAGACCGCCGGCGUCGAUUCAGAAGGCUUUUGCAUUCUAAAAGCUCAAGGAUACUUCCGCGGACUCAUGUGGAGUGCCAAUAACCUCGUGCAUCUCCCAGGUUUCGGCGAUUUUCAGAUUUCACAUAUGGAAUUGGUGGUGGAUCCGCUGAAGGCGUCGAUGAAUGAUGCUGAAAAGGAGAUCAGACGAGUGCCGAACGGAACGUUUAGAUAUAAGUCAGCGUGGAUUUUGGAGGAUUCAGUAGCCAGAAAUACGACAGCGUCCCAGAUGAUAUUCGACGGUGGCUUGACGAUUUAUAAGUCAACAUGUCAAGAUCAAAAAGGAAGGAACAUGAGAAUUGAUGCUCAAUCCUAA